Messenger RNA from Pygocentrus nattereri (red-bellied piranha), 3633 nucleotides. RefSeq names its product mucin-2-like. NCBI's taxonomy places the organism in Eukaryota, Metazoa, Chordata, Actinopteri, Characiformes, Serrasalmidae. The record is from RefSeq and is a predicted model, not a curated record. The transcript is spliced from 5 exons. Bases 1 to 3633 code for a protein of 1210 amino acids.
AUGACAGACAUGAGCAGGCUGCUGGAGUCCGUCGAUGGCACUUACAAUGGCUCUGCAUGGAUUGGACUGUAUGAUGAUCCAAAGAAUAGCUGGAGAUGGUCUCUGGAAGACCCUCAGUUCUACAAGGAGGGAGAAAAAGACUUUAGGAACUGGGUCACAGCUCUAUCAGAAGUUUCAAAAAGGGAGCCUGUUUGCGUAAUAUUUGAACAUGGCAUAUGGCACAUUUAUCCCUGUGAAACUCUGCUUUCAUUUGUCUGCUUUGAUGCUUCGCUUGUCUCCCCUCGUCAGUAUCACUUUGUGAACGAGGCUAAGAGCUGGGCCGAGGCCCAAAGCUUCUGCAGACGCACCUACACUGACCUGGCCACUGUCGACAACAUGAGGGACAUGAACAGGUUGCUGGGGUCCGUCAAUGGCACUUAUAGCGGCUCUGCCUGGAUCGGACUGUACGAUGACCCAAAGAACAGCUGGAGAUGGUCUAUGGAAGCCCCUCAGUUCUACAAGGAAGGGGAAAAAGACUUCAGGAGAUGGUUCGAUUAUCCUCUGAAUGAACAUGGAAACGAUUUUUGUGCGCUGAUGUUGUUCAACACUCAACCAACAUAUGAGGAAAAAUGGGUUGACAGAUCUUGCAUGGAAGAACGUCAAUUCAUUUGCUAUAAGGGUAACAAAAAUACAGCCGGGACCUACGUUCCAAUAGCCGAUUCUAAAACCUGGAUGGAUGCUCAGAGUUACUGCAGGGAACAUUAUGUUGACCUGGCCAGUGUAAGAAGCCAAGAGGAGAAUCUGCAGAUUUUCACGGAAAUACGCAGAAGCUUUGAAAUCCAAUUUUUGGACGGAGUUUGGGGAGUUUGGAUUGGACUGUACAGGACCAGAAUGUGGUCAGACAACAGCAACUCAGCAUUCACUUACUGGAGAAAAGGAGAGCCUGAUAAUGGAAAAAAUACUAUGUAUGCGAACCUGGAUCAGCACUGCACCGCAGUGUCCUUAAAUGACUAUGGACAGUGGAGAGAUGAGAACUGUUUGACCACUCUCCCUUUCAUCUGCUACAGCUUGAAUUCCACAAAUCAAACCUCCUUGGCAUUGAAGUCCACAGCUCAGUCCUCCAUGGUAGUUAAUUCCACAAAUCAACCACCCCUGGCAGUAAAUUCCACAGCUCAACCCUUCACAGCAGUGAAUUCCACAAGUCAACCCUACACGACAGUGAAUUCGACAAUGCAACCUUUCACAGCAGUAUAUUCCACAGCUCAACCAUCCACGACAAUGAAUUCCACCAGCCAACCCUCCAUGGCAUUAAAUUCUACAACUCAAUCCUCCACAGCAGUGAAUUCCACAUCUCAACCCCCCACAACAGCGAAUUCAAAAAAUCAACCCUCCACAGCAGUGAAUUCCACAACUCAACCCUCCACAGCCGUGAAUUCAACAACUCAACUCUCCACACCAGUGAAUUCAACAACUCAACCCUUCACAGCAGUAAAUUCCACAGCUCAACCCUCCGUGACAAUGAAUUCCAUCAGCCAACCCUCCAUGGCAUUGAAUUCUACAAUUCAACCCUUUACAGCAGUGAAUUCCACCACUCAACCCCCUACAGCAGUGAAUUCAACAACUCAACCCUUCACAGCAGUAAAUUCCACAGCUCAACCCUCCACGACAAUGAAUUCCACCUGCCAACCCUCCAUGGCAUUGAAUUCUACUAUUCAACCCUUUACAGCAGUGAAUUCAACAAGUCAAGCCUCCACAGCAGUGAAUUCCACAACUCAAGCCCCCACACCAGUGAAUUCAACAACUCAACCCCCCACAACAGUGACUUCCACAACUAAACCCUCCAGAGCAGUGAAUUCAACCACUCAACCCUCCACAGCAGUGAAUUCCACAACUCAAGCCCCCACACCAGUGAAUUCAACAUCUCAACCCUCCACACCAGUGAAUUCAACAACUCAACCCCCCACAGCAGUGAAUUCAACAACUCAACCCCCCACAACAGUGAAUUCCACAACUAAACCCUCUACAGCAGUGGAUUCAACAACUCAACCCCCCACAACAGUAAAUUCCACCACUCAAGCCCCCACACCAGUGAAUUCAAUAACUCAACCCCCCACAACAGUGAAUUCCACAACUAAACCCUUCACAGCAGUAAAUUCCACAGCUCAACCCUCCACGACAAUGAAUCCCACCAGCCAACCCUCCAUCGCAUUGAAUUCUACAAUUCAACCCUCCACAGCAGUGAGUUCCACCACUCAACCCUCCACAGCAGUGAAUUCAACAACUGAAGCCCCCACACCAGUGAAUUCAACAACUCAACCCUCCACACCAGUGAAUUCAACAACUCAACCACCCACAGCAGUGAAUUCAACAACUCAACCCCCCACAACAGUGAAUUCAACAACUAAACCCUUCACAGCAGUAAAUUCCACAGCUCAACCCUCCACGAGAAUGAUUUCCACCAGCCAACCCUCCAUCGCAUUGAAUUCUACAAUUCAACCCUUUACAGCAGUGAGUUCCACCACUCAACCCUCCACAGCAGUGAAUUCAACAACUGAAGCCCCCACACCAGUGAAUUCAACAACUCAACCCUCCACACCAGUGAAUUCAACAACUCAACCCCCCACAACAGUGAAUUCCACAACUAAACCCUCCACAGCAGUGAAUUCAACAACUCAACACCCCACAACAGUGAAUUCCACCACUCAAGCCCCCACAACUGUGAAUUCAACAACUCAACCCCCCACCGCAGUGAAUUCAACAACUCAACCCCCCACAGCAGUGAAUUCAACAACUCAACCCUCCACAGCAGUGAAUUCAACAACUCAACCCCCCACAGCAGUGAAUUCCACAAAUAAACCCUCCACAGCAGUGAAUUCAACAACUCAACCCCCCACCGCAGUGAAUUCAACAACUCAACCCCCCACAGCAGUGAAUUCCACAACUAAACCCUCCACAGCGGUGAAUUCAACAACUCAACCCCCCACAACAGUGAAUUCCACCACUCAAGCCCCCACAACUGUGAAUUCAACAACUCAACCCUCCACAGCAGUGAAUUCAACAACUCAACCACACACAACAGUGAAUUCAACAACUCAACCACCCACAACAGUGAAUUCAACAACUCAACCACACACAACAGUGAAUUCCACCACUCAACCCCCCACAACAGUGAAUUCAACAACUCAACACCCCACAGCAUUGAAUUCAACAACUCAACUCCCCACAACAGUGAAUUCAACAACUCAACCCUCCACAUCAGUGAAUUCAACAACUCAACCACCCACAACAGUGAAUUCAACAACUCAACCACACACAACAGUGAAUUCAACAACUCAACCCUCCACAGCAGUGAAUUCAACAACUCAACCACACACAACAGUGAAUUCAACAACUCAACCCUCCACAGCAGUGAAUUCCACAACUCAACCCUCCACAGCAGUGAAUUCAACAACUCAACCCUCCACAUCAGUGAAUUCAACAAUUAACCCCCCCACAACAGUGAAUUCAACAACUCAAUCCCCCACAACAGUGAAUUCCACAACUCAACCCUCCACAACAGUGAAUUCAACAACUCAACCCCCCACAACAGUGAAUUCAACAACUCAACCCCCCACAACAGUGAAUUCAACAACUCAGCCCCCCACAACACAGUGA